AUGGUUGUUCUCUCUGAACUCCUCUUAGAAGGAUCUUCAUCUUCUUCAUCAACUCAUAUUCAUAGUUCAUCAACUCAUGAUCAAAGAUAUGAUGUAUUUUUAAGUUUUAAAGGUGUUGACACUCGUCAUAGUUUCACUAAUCACCUUCAUAAGGCCCUCAUUGAUGCCGGUAUCAAUACCUUCUUGGAUGAUGAAGAGAAUGAAACUGUGGAAGAUCUGAAACCGGAACUGGAGAGUGCAAUUAAGGCAUCUCAGGCUUCUAUUAUCGUAUUGUCUAAAAAUUAUGCUUCAUCAACAUGGUGCCUCGAUGAAUUGGUGUUGAUCCUUGAACAGCGUAUCACAUCCAACCAUAUUGUUAUUCCUAUAUUUUAUCAGGUGGAGCCCACCCAUGUCAGAAAGCAACAAAGUAGCUUCGGUGAUGCAAUGGCUAAGCAUAAAGAGACAAUGGAGGAAGAGACAAAUGAAUAUAAAAGAAGUCAAUGGGCUCAAAAGAUAGUCCGAUGGAAUAAAGCGCUUAUAGAAGUUUCUAAUUUAAAAGGAAAGGACGUAAAAGGAAGGUGAAUAAUAUGGGAAGCGGAUUUGGUCCACAUCCUACUCCAAUAUGGUAUCACAGCGGAGCGUGUUACAAUGUUUUUCAUGUAUAUUUAUUAUAUUUAUACGUAUUCUUUUACGUAUAAAUACAUUUUUCU
Molecule: messenger RNA, 689 nt
Organism: Lactuca saligna
Lineage: Eukaryota; Viridiplantae; Streptophyta; Magnoliopsida; Asterales; Asteraceae
Source: the annotation of a GenBank genome assembly